UUUAAAGCAGCCACAUGCAGCCCAGAGCCGGCCACAAUCACAGCUCUCAGCAGAGGGGGAGCCAGAUCCGGGUGUGCCUGGGCAAUCUGUGUUGAGUCUGUCUCCUUUCCAUCCCUGCAGCACUUUCAGAGCCUUAAGUUUUGCAGCGAGAGAGAAGGGGGGGGGGGGACGGAAAUCUCUGCAAAAAUGGCUGGGCAAUUAUAGAAAACAUGAGCACUAAAAAGCUGUGCAUUGUUGGAGGGAUCUUACUGAUUUUCCAAGUCAUCGCCUUUCUAGUGGGAGGUCUGAUUGCUCCAAGUCCCACUUCGGCUGUGCCCUACAUGUCAAUAAAAUGUGUGGAUGUCCGGAAAAACCACCACAAAACGAAAUGGCUAAUGCCCUGGGGACCCAACCAGUGUGAGAGGAUCCGAGAUCUUGACGAGGCAAUGAGCAGACAAAUAGAAGCCAAUGACAUUGUGUUUGCUGUUCACAUCCCCCUCCCCACCAAGGAGAUGAGUCCCUGGUUCCAGUUCAUACUUGUUAUCCUGCAGCUGGACAUUGCGUUCAAGAAAAAUAAUGAGAUAAAAGACAAUGCAGAAGUUACACUUGAUGUGUCCUUGGCCUAUCGUGAUGACAUGUUCAGUGAAUGGAAAGAAAUGGCACAUGCGAUCGAGACCCGAAAGCUAAAAUGUUCUUUUGCCUCUCCAAAAACCAUAGAGCAUGAAGGCCGAUACUAUGACUGUGAUGUGCUCCCUUUCAUGGAAAUUGGAACUGUGGCUCACAAAUUCUACCUCCUCAACAUUCGACUCCCUGUGAAUGAAAGGAAACUAAUUAAUGUGGGAAUUGGGGAAAUAAAGGAUGUUCGCCUGGUGGGUAUCCAUCAAAAUGGAGGUUUUACAAAGGUGUGGUUUGCAAUGAAAACCUUUCUCACACCCAGCAUCUUCAUCAUCAUGGUUUGGUAUUGGAGACGGAUCACAAUGAUGACACGUCCUGUCCUGCUGGAAAAGGUAAUCUUUGCUCUUGGGAUUUCCAUGACGUUCAUAAACAUCCCAGUAGAGUGGUUUUCCAUUGGAUUUGACUGGACUUGGAUGUUGCUCUUUGGAGAUAUUCGACAAGGAUUCUAUGCCAUGCUUCUGUCAUUUUGGAUAAUUUUGUGGGAGGAGAUGUUAUGCAGCUCGAAAUCUGGGAUGCCAUAUCCCACCAUGGAUAUGCACAGAGCUGACACAAAACAGCACCUAGAUCAAAAUGAACGAAAUCAUUUUUCUGGGUACUGGAAACAGGUUGGGCCCAUAGCUGUUGGUGCCUUCUGCCUUUUCAUCUUUGACAUGUGUGAGAGAGGGGUACAACUGAAAAAUCCAUUCUACAGUAUCUGGACCACAGAUGUUGGCACGGAGCUGGCUAUGGCAUUUAUUAUAGUUGCAGGAAUCUGCCUUUGCCUCUACUUCCUGUUUUUGUGUUUCAUGGUGUUUCAAGUGUUCAGAAACAUUAGUGGGAAACAAUCCAGCCUCCCAGCAAUGAGCAAGGCUCGCAGGCUUCAUUAUGAGGGGCUGAUUUUUAGAUUCAAGUUCUUGAUGCUCAUCACUCUGGCCUGUGCAGCAAUGACUAUCUUCUUCAUUGUCAGUCAGGUGACUGAAGGCCAUUGGAAAUGGGGGGACUUCACAAUACAAGUGAACAGUGCCUUCUUCACUGGCAUCUACGGGAUGUGGAACCUUUACGUCUUUGCUCUUAUGUUCCUAUAUGCUCCAUCACACAAGAAUUAUGGUGAAGAUCAAUCAAAUGGUGACCUGGGAGUAAGUAGUGGGGAGGAGCUUCAGCUCACGACCACCAUCACCCAUGUGGAUGGGCCAACCGAGAUUUAUAAGCUGGCUCGCAAGGAGGCUCAGGAGUAACUCCUGGAACACCUCACUUGGGACAAACACAAUGAAGUACAAAACACAGAUUGAGACAACAGCCUCCUUGAGGACACAUCAGAAGUAACUCUACAAAUACCCAGUAUUUAUAGUGUGUUCACUGAGUGGUGGCACUAAAAUAGAACCUCUGUAAACUCUCUUUAAUAUGGUAUAUUAUCUCUGGGGGAGGGCAGGAUAUGUAGUCUAUUUUAUGCAGACACGCUAAACGAACACUAAAGGUGCAGAGUGAAACCUUCAAGAGUUAAAAGCCAGGAUUAAUGUUGCCAGUGGAACCUUAAUUUGAAUACUUGUGUAUAUGCAGGACGAUAGUCUUUAAUUACUGGGGUUUUUACACAGGACUCCUGCCUCAUUCAAUGCACAAAAUGGACAGUGCUCACUUAAGAGGAGGUAUUUAGUAUUUUGUUUUCUUUGGUGUGCAAUUUCCUCAUAAACGCACAGAAAAUGCAAAAUUAUAUUCUGUAUCUAACCAUAUUGAUACCCUUUUCCCUCUUCCCCCCAGUUGGGUCACUAGCAGGGUUCAAACCUUUAGAUCGGUAGCACAGACCACUGCCACUUAAGCUAACAGUGACUGGUAGCAGUAGUAGGCUGUUACCUGGUGUGUGAACUAGGCACUAAAGACGGGAGAGAUGCACACUUUACUAAUGGGUUUCACAGCUAUUUGCUGACAGAGGAAUGUAAAACUCUGGACUCCUGGAUUCUUUUCCAAGUCCUGGAGGGGAGUAUACUAGAGUGGUUAUAGAUCUUUCUGCCCUUGUGUCCCCCAACUUCCUUGUAUCCUCCUACCUGCUCCACACCCAUUGGGCUCCUGAACCCCCUUCUCUCCCCACCCCUCCUUCCUCCAUUCCUCAUUCCUCUGCAUUCCAGUGAUGGCUCCUUCUCAUCCAUGAUGCCUGGGUGUGAGGAGAGGGAUCACUGAGGACACAGGAGAGACUGUUGCUGUGGCACUGGGCACAGGAUCCUGCAGCAGCUGGGAGGAGCAGUUGUAGGGCAACUCCUACUCGAUGCCUGCAGUGCUAGCAUGGAACAUACUCAGUAGAGAUGGAAUAUCUGGAGAACUUAGCUGCCAAAUCGGCACUGAACAUGUGAGAACCAAUUUUUUCGGUGUCUCGUAACUUGGCCAAACUUCCCGACCAGUUCUUAGACUCUUUGGGGAGCUUAGCUCUGGCAAUGUCCUGCAGAAGACUGCAAUUGCUGUUCUUGGCUGCUGCAGGAUGCUGUAGUGCUGCACAAGGUAUUAAGUCCUGUGUUCUCCCUCCUAAUGCCCAGGCAGUGUGGAGGAGGAAACGGCCUGAUUUCAAAUGCAGAGGGGAUGAUCCAGACCUGGAGGGAGAGGGAGUGGACUAGGAUACAUGUGGAUUGGGGGUGUGUGGGAGAG
Messenger RNA from Dermochelys coriacea (leatherback sea turtle), 3264 nucleotides. It is a transcript of the gene WLS, whose product is annotated as Wnt ligand secretion mediator. Gene Ontology annotation, cellular component: endomembrane system; organelle membrane. Gene Ontology annotation, biological process: intracellular protein transport; Wnt protein secretion; Wnt signaling pathway. Gene Ontology annotation, molecular function: Wnt-protein binding. NCBI's taxonomy places the organism in Eukaryota, Metazoa, Chordata, Testudines, Dermochelyidae. The record is from RefSeq and is a predicted model, not a curated record.